This is a messenger RNA of Paramacrobiotus metropolitanus, 3662 nucleotides long. Its product is annotated as atrial natriuretic peptide receptor 2-like. The record is from RefSeq and is a predicted model, not a curated record. Lineage: Eukaryota; Metazoa; Tardigrada; Eutardigrada; Parachela; Macrobiotidae. Gene Ontology annotation, molecular function: guanylate cyclase activity; peptide receptor activity; protein kinase activity. Gene Ontology annotation, biological process: intracellular signal transduction; protein phosphorylation; receptor guanylyl cyclase signaling pathway.
ACGUGACCAACCCGUGACGUGACCGCAUGUAAGGUAUCUAAUAUUACUGUCGUUUCAAGUUUCCAGCGAACAUCGUCAAAAUGAUGUUGAUAGAAGUUAUUUUUUUUAUCGGUUUGUUCGGUUUAUCUUGCGCCCAGAGCACAAACAGUCCAGAUCCGAUUACUGUCACCGCCGCUGUGGUGGUACCGUAUAAAGAUGCUAACUUUACGGGUUCUGCCUGGUUCCCUGUAGACGUCACGGCCUUCAAGAAUAAAAUGUACAUCGACCAAUUCUGGCCAGCCUGUGAACUGAGCUUUGAGGAAGCCCGGAAUAAGUACAAUGUAAUCUUCGACGUGCAGUACUACACCUAUCAGACCUGCCAGGUGAUGGUGGCCUGGUUUUCGGCACACGUCAUGACGGACAUUGUCCGAAACCGAUCGCGGCCGGUGGAUGUCUUCAUUGGACCUCCCUGCGCGCAGGAUGUACUGCAGGCGGGAGUGAUCAGCACGGUGUUUCCGACGAUGGUGCUCACUGGUGGAGCGACGCUCACGGAUAAACUUGAGCAAUUUCCUAACGUGAUUCGCUGUGCGUUUUGCACGUACACGCAGUGGUCAGGCAUGCUGGACAUGGCCCGACAGUUCAACUGGACCAAUUUCGCUGUUGUUUUCGACGAUGCGGAUAAUGCUCGGGUCAUUUGGGCGAACAGCCUAAUGAUCCGAUUGACCAAUAACAACUAUACGUACACCCAGUUUUCUUUCUAUGCCGGCGUUGACGUGAACACCUUACUAGACUCCAUCCAGAAACAAGCUAGAAUUGUCGUUAUUCUGUGUCCAACGCGAAUUCGCGAAUUCAUGAUCACUGCGCGUGCCAAAGGGAUGACUAAGGGGGAUUAUAUCUAUUUUUCAUUGAAUACCUUUCCCAACAACAGUAUACUGCAAUAUAAGAACAUCGAAAAUUGGCAGCACGGUGAUUCGAAUGAUACCAUUGCCAUGGAAGCCUAUCAGUCUCUGUUCUUCUGGGCGGUUCGCGACGCUAGCAAUACUCCCACAUAUGACGCCUUCCGCGCUGCUCUAAGAGAACGCUCGCUCGAGGGACCAUAUCCGGAUUCCGAUUAUGAUAUUAAUUAUUUCGCAGUGACCUUUCACGACUGUAUUGUGGCUUUGUCUGCCGGACUGCGCAACGCUCACGAUGCCGGUGUCGAUUUUCGUUCCAACUACACUGCAGUGUUGCAGAAGUUUGUGAAAAACACAUCCAUCACAGGUCCUGCUGGUCCAAUGCACAUUGCCUCCAAUGGAGACCGGAAUGAUGAUUUUGCUUUGUAUGGUAUCACCAAUCGAAAUUCUGGGACGUAUUCGGUUGUGGGGCAGUACCUGGGAUCGAGUAAUUCUUUUACACUGAACAAGGAGGCGAUACUGUGGCCGGGUGCGAACAACACACCCCCAUUAAACGAGCCGGAGUGUGGCUAUUUGGGCGACGACCCCGCUUGUCACGUAGAAAGCGAUUACACCGUGCCGAUUGCCGUUGGACUGGCCGUUCCUUCCGGCAUCAUACUGGCCAUUGCGAUUGUGAUAUAUUACCGUCGCGCCAAAGCACAGGAAAAAGAGGACCAGAUGUGGAUCGCCCACUGGCAUGAGCUGGAGGUCGUCCGGCCUGGUGGACCGUCAGCCAACGAACACGACGAAGGAAGGAGCGAGGAGAAAGACGAAAACCACGAAACAUCCGAGCAUGCCGACAGUAUGCCGGAUGGAGGGGAAAAUAAGAACGGCGAUAAACCUCACGAAGGAACAACAGAAAAAGAAGCGGGAAUUAAAGUGACGAUUAAUACCGGCAUAUGGCGAAAGCAGGCGGUUACAGUGCGGUGGUCGAAGAAGCGUCGUUUACGGUUAACUAGAGAGAUCAUCCGGCAAGUGCGCGAUGUACGCACUCAGGUGCACGAUAACUUGAUCCUUCAAGGGGCGUGUCUGGAAGAUGACCGCAUACUGAUCAUAUACGAAAACUGCGCUAAGGGAUGUCUUACGGACUUGAUAAACGAUAUGAAUCUCAAGCUGGACUGGACACUGCGCUUUUCCCUAAUGAGUGACUGCAUGAAAGGUGUAUCCUACAUACAUAAUCACGUGCUGCGCGUACAUGGCCGGGUGAAUUCUAUGUGUUGUUACGUGGAUUCACGGUUUAUGUUGAAAGUCGGAGACUACGGGUUGAAUGCCUUUUUUGAGCUGACUUUGGCGGAAUUAUGGGCCGCCAAGCGUGAACCGGACUAUCUGACGGCGCAGCUGUGGAAAGCGCCGGAGCAUCUGAAGGCUGAGGCACAAUCCCGCUACGAAGUGAUCAGCUCGGUUAGUCAAAAAGGUGACGUUUACAGCUUUGGGAUCAUCAUCCAGGAGCUGAUUCUGCGAUCGAAACCAUUUUCCAUGUAUGCGAUUCCCGAAGAAGAAAUAAUCGAGGCUAUCAAAAUGAGUGUCAACGAGAUUCAUCCACGAUUUGUGCCGAAAAUUGACGAAACAGCGUGCCCGGCAGAGUUGGCGGAUCUGUGCGAUCAUUGCUGGGCGGUGGAUCCAGCCAAACGACCCAACAUGGUACAAGUGCGUGCCAGCCUGAAGGAAUUGGGCAAACAACUUGGAAUGGGAGAAAGAAGUAACAUAUUAGACACUCUUCUGCAGCAGAUGGAGGAUAUGGAGCUGAAUCUGCAGGCGAUCGUGGAUGAAAAGGGGGAAAUGCUGUUGGACGAGAAGAAUCGUAGUGAUGAACUUCUUUAUAGCGUUCUGCCAAGGGAAGUGGCGGAAGUGAUUAAGAAAGGCGAAAAAGCCAGAGCCGAAAAUUUCGAGCAGGUCAGCGUGCUGCAUUGUUCGGUUCCGGAAUAUCUGGAACUGGCUGCGGAGAGUUCAGCCCUGCAGAUGGUGGAUUUGAUCAACGACUUGGCUGACCAUUAUGAUGCAAUUAUCAACAAAUACGAGGCGUACAAAAUUGAUACGUUCAAGGACAACACACUGAUUGUCUCCGGACUCCCCCGACGGAACGGAAUCUUUCAUGCCCGAGAGAUCGCCAGGGUCGCGCUGAAUCUCUUGUUUAUGGUUAGGAGUUUUCGUGUCCGUCAUCGACCUACAGCGCGUAUCACAAUCCAAAUGGGUGUUCAUGCCGGUCCGGUAAUGGCGGGUGUGGUGGGGAGCCGUGUACCGCGCUACCUGCUGUUUGGGGAUACUGUCAGUGUAUCAUCUCAGAUGCUCACCGGUGGCGAGGAUAUGCGAAUUCAGCUGAGUUUAGUGAGCAAAACAUGUCUGGAUAAAAUCGGCAAUUUCGAACUACAAGAACGAGGCGAAAUCUUUAUAAAGGGAAAAGGGGCGAUGAAAACGUACUGGUUAAUUGGAGAAGCAGGUAAUGUGGAGCUGGAAGAAAUGCGGGAACGUUUCGAGCACGGUCUGGACGAUUUGGAGUCUGCUACAGAUGAGCAAGGUCACGAAGAAUCCGAAUAGACAUUUUGGACGACCAAGGCACCAUAAACGUAGAUAGCUCAUCCCGAAAGUUGAAUAGUAUCUGUUGCUCAAAACUGUCCGUAUAAAACAAUUACCGCGGUUGCACUUUGGAAAUUCUUACUAAUAAUAUGGACUGAAUACGCGAUCUUUAUGACAAUUUAUCAGCUAUUUCCAAUAAUUGCAAGAAAAAUAAGUUAUUCUGAGUAAAUGCGUAAA